CCAAACCAGUCCAACUCUUUUCAGUUCCACAACCCUCCAAAGACCCUAACCCCCACCCCCUUCUCCUACGUGUACCCUCAAACCCCCUGCAUGCGCUCCAUCUGCUCUCCAUCCAGACCCCACCCCUCCCUACAAAUACCCCCCACAAACCCCUCUCCUCUCUUCACCCAUCGUCUGUACAAUUAACAAUGAAGCCCAUCACAAUAACCCUCUUCCUCCUCCUCGCCCUCGCCGCAUCCGCCGCAGCCUUUACAUCCGAAGAGGAUGCUUCGGAGAGCACGUGCACGAGGGAGAUGCGUCGGCACCCCCUUGACAAGUACUGCCGCUCCUUUGUGAAGCAGGGCCGACGCGGCGGGAGCCAAGGCGAGAUAAUGAUGGUCGACGACGAGGACGAUGACGACGGCGAGGGGGCUCCGGAGGAGUGCUGCAAUCAGCUGAGGAGGGUGAAGGAGGAGUGCAGGUGCCCUGCCGUUAGACGCAUGACGCGGGAGAUAAUGCAGCAAGAAGGGAAAGGGUCGGUGGAGGAGUGCCGAGGAGGCCGGUGCGGGGAGAUGAUGAUGAGGGGGAUGUUCCUGCCGGCCAUCUGUGGGAUGGAGCCUCGUACCUGCAGGAUGAGGCAGAGGACUAUUUAGAUGAGGUACUUUAGCCCGCUGUAAAAUCAAGAAGAGGAGAAGCUACUAACGUGUGAGCACAUCAUCGUGUGUGACUGCGUGUAGCUGAUGUUUGUAA
This is a messenger RNA of Asparagus officinalis (garden asparagus), 729 nucleotides long. RefSeq names its product 2S albumin-like. The transcript has a single exon. The record is from RefSeq and is a predicted model, not a curated record. Gene Ontology annotation, molecular function: nutrient reservoir activity. NCBI's taxonomy places the organism in Eukaryota, Viridiplantae, Streptophyta, Magnoliopsida, Asparagales, Asparagaceae. Bases 189 to 632 code for a protein of 147 amino acids.